AAAAAGGCAGAUAGAUGUACAAGUAAAUAACAUGUUUAUAAAACAGGUGAAAACAAAACAAAAGACAGAAAGUGCAACAUCAGUGACAAAGCCUGCUGGCUUUGGGUUCUGGUUUUGGAUGAGUGGAGUGCUUCUCAGGAAUCUUUUUCUCUCUAUCUCACGUUUUUUCUUUUUAAUUUCUUUAUUCAGUCUGUAAGUUUUUGUGUGGCGUUUGAUCACUGAUCUUCUCUUUGUUAGCAUCAAUAAGCAAGCAAAGAUAUCGGUUUUUGCAACUUGAAUUUGGAGAGUAGCCAUAUUAGUUCAUUUUAAGGUUCUGGUAGCUAAUCCAUUUUGAAACCUGCCUCUCUUUCUUUGUACCCCCUGUCAUUUUCAUUCAUCUUCCAAGUUCAAGCAAAGUAGGGUUCAAAAUAUAUAUAGAUCUCAGGAUUUUCUGUCAUCUAUUAUGAAGUUGAUGUACAUGUGAAGAGAUACAUAUAAGGGGAGAGGUGAAAGGUUUUGUGAUGGAUGUGAAUAUUCCCAAUCGGACUUCAACAAAUCAAGAACCUUUACCAAAGAAGAAGAGGAAUCUUGCAGGGAACCCAGACCCAGAUGCAGAAGUGAUAGCUUUGUCUCCCCAGUCACUGCUCGCAACCAACAGGUUUAUGUGUGAUAUCUGUAACAAAGGGUUUCGAAGAGACCAGAAUCUUCAGCUGCAUAGGAGAGGACAUAACUUGCCAUGGAAACUAAAGCAAAGGACCAACAAGGAGGUGGUGAGGAAGAAGGUAUACGUGUGUCCAGAGACAACCUGUGUGCACCAUGACCCAUCUAGGGCUCUUGGGGACCUCACGGGGAUCAAGAAGUACUUUUGCAGAAAACAUGGCGAGAAGAAAUGGAAAUGUGAAAAGUGUUCGAAGCGUUACGCUGUUCAAUCCGACUGGAAAGCUCAUUCCAAAAUUUGUGGCACCAGAGAGUAUAGAUGUGACUGUGGAACCCUCUUCUCCAGGAGGGACAGUUUCAUCACACACAGGGCGUUUUGCGAUGCUUUGGCUGAGGAGAGUGCAAGGGUAAUUACAGGUGCAAACCCAGUACUUGUCCCCUCACAGCAGCCUGGCUCUUCUGUUUCGAAUAUAAAUGAGAUGGAUCUGCAACACCAACCAGCUCAACUCCAUAGCUGUACCUUCCAUGUGAAAAGAGAGCAAGACCAUAUUUUCAAUGCAAGAGUAGCAUCUGGGACUGUUUCCCAUUCAUCAUCACCAUUUCUUUUAGGCCACCCAUUGCCACAGAACGAAAACCCUAGCGAAAACCCUAGUUCUUCUAUCGCACUCCCUUCAUUCCGGACUCAACCAGCUUCUCCACACAUGUCUGCAACUGCACUCCUGCAAAAAGCAGCUCAAAUGGGUGUAGCUAUGAGCAAACCCUUACAAUCAUCUGUACCUUAUCACGACCACCACUACCACCAGGUUCACAUGUAUGGAACCACAACUUUUGCCACGUCUACGCCCAGUUUUGGCCUGGGUUUGUCCCCACGUGAAGAGAUUGGAAGUGAGUUCACCAGUGGUGGAUGGACAUAUUUUGGGAAUAAAGCAGCUCCUAGUUCUCAAUUCCAUGAUAUGGUGAGCUCUUUAUGUUCUACAAGUGAGCUUGAGGGAUCUUCAUCUUUUGAACAGUCUCUCAAUGGGACAAUAUGGAACGCCAAACGAAACGACAUUGGUUUCCAAGAAACCAUCGAUCCUAAUUUCUCAAAAACAAAAGAAUACCAAGUCAGAACGGCCGAUCAUGAAGUUAAAGCAAGUGGUAGCAGUAUAGGAGGGAACGAUGGGUUGACAAGAGAUUUCUUGGGUCUUAAAGCUUUCCCUCAGAACUUAGCACCUAUAAAUUCUUCUUCAACAUACGGGCAACACAGUCACCACGGUCAAACGCCAUGGCAAGCUUAGGUUGUGUUUUCUUAAUUAAGUUUACCAUCAAAAGAUCAGAAAUUUGGAGACAUGU
Messenger RNA from Hibiscus syriacus, 1968 nucleotides. RefSeq names its product zinc finger protein GAI-ASSOCIATED FACTOR 1-like. The record is from RefSeq and is a predicted model, not a curated record. Gene Ontology annotation, cellular component: nucleus. The transcript has 3 exons. Gene Ontology annotation, molecular function: DNA-binding transcription factor activity. Bases 501 to 1913 code for a protein of 470 amino acids. NCBI's taxonomy places the organism in Eukaryota, Viridiplantae, Streptophyta, Magnoliopsida, Malvales, Malvaceae.